GAACCUUUGAAAUUCGACUAAUCGUAUGCCCCACGAUUUCGUAUAGCAAGAUUUCUGACCGUGUGCGUCUACUGUAGAGGUGCGGGGCAUGUUGGAGGCUGUCCAGGGCCUGUACAUGCUGCCCGAGCGGGACCGCGGGCAGGCCUCCUGCGAGGUGAUGCAGGGCGGGCAGUACCACUGCGCCUCCAUGGCGGGGAUUCUUGGGCCCACGGUCAACCGGAAGCUGCUGCCGUACGUCCGCCACAGCUUCUGCUGCCCUGAGGCGGUCGUGUGUUCUGUGGUGGUGCAGAGGCACGCUGCAGGCGGCGGCGGGGCCGGGCCACGUUGCCGUUGCGCCGCCGAGCUUGGUAAGACUUCGGGCUGCGCACAGACAGCUCCCCCGGGUAGUCCUGGCUGGCCUCAAUAGGCUCCCCGAG
This is a messenger RNA of Prorocentrum cordatum, 416 nucleotides long. The record is from the annotation of a GenBank genome assembly. Lineage: Eukaryota; Dinophyceae; Prorocentrales; Prorocentraceae.